AUGUUUGCUCCACUGAAGACAGAGACACAUCUGGAGGACCCCCCUUCCCCUCCCCCUAGUCAGUUCUCCAUGGAUCCAAGGAUACACGUACUCAUCCCCUUCCUCUACCUCACAACUCACGUGCGCGCUGACGAGACCAGAGUGUUGGCGGCUAGUGUGAAGGGUUUGGGAGGAGCAGGACUCACAAACGUCCCUGGUCUGGGUACUGGAGUCUUCCUUGAUCGGGACGACACAGACCUAGUCUUCGCCAAAACAGGACUUGUCGGAAAUACUGGGAACAUCGGUGUUGUGGGUGGAGGAGCUGGGAUUGGAACCGGGGUGGUAGGUGGUGUAGCUGGUGGUAUAGGCGGUGGGGUAAUCGGUGGGAUAGCAGGUGGAGUGGGCGGGGUUCCAGUCAUGGGAGGACUCGGGGGUCUGGGAGCCGGGGGAGGAGGCAAUAAUGUGGUCACUGUAGUGGACGUUGGAGGUCAGGGAGGAGGAGGAUUAGGAGGAGGAAUAGGAGGUGGGUUAGGAGGUGGGUUAGGAGGAGGGUUAGGAGGAGGAAUAGGAGGUGGUAUAGGAGGCAUAGGAGGAAUAGGCGGAAUUGGAGGAAUCGGAGGAGGGUUAGGAGGAAUAGGAGGAGGUUUGGUAGGAAUCGGAGGAGGGCUGGGAGGAGGGUUAAGAUUGAUAGGAGGAGGAGGGGGAGGGGGCGGAGGAGGCCGGGCUGUGGCUGUAGGGGGUGGGGCCAACAUUGUCAUCAAAGGAGGAAACGUGUCGACACGGUCAAUAAGGCAACCGUCGUUUGUCAAAUACGUGGUUCCCGGAAGGAAACGGUUUCUCGGUCCGGGCUAUGGCCCUGUGUUCUAUGGAAGAAAGGGCAUCAGCAAAAGACGCUUUAUUUACUCCAAGAGAAGGCGUUUCUUUGGCUGA
Molecule: messenger RNA, 909 nt
Organism: Aplysia californica (California sea hare)
Lineage: Eukaryota; Metazoa; Mollusca; Gastropoda; Aplysiida; Aplysiidae
Product: glycine-rich cell wall structural protein-like
Exons: 6
Coding region: 1-909 (302 amino acids)
Source: RefSeq, a predicted model, not a curated record